UUUAAUUUGCAUCAUUUUUAGAUAUAAAAUGAAAACUAUUUAUCAGCUUUUACUGCUAUGCACGACAUUUUUAUGCUCACACUACUUACUGUUAGAACCUGAACAAGUUACCACAACACCAAGUCGGUGUUAGCAGAAUAUUUAGGUAAAUGUAUUAAAUUUUCUGUUGAUUCUUUAAAUUUACUAUUUGAUUAAAAUUUUUGUCUUUUUUGGGAACGAAAGAGAGACUUGAAACGAGAAAAAAGGUUGAAGGAACGAAGAAGUGAGAAAUACUUAUAUAAUUGCUUGUUCGUAUGGAAAUAAUAUUAGAUCAUUAUGGCACAACCUAGCUCAUACAAUUCAAAUAAUUCUACCUCGGAUCUGAAUAAAAUUGUCCUGGACUACCUCUAUAGAAAGGGGUAUUCUAGGACAGAGGCAAUGCUGAGGUUGGAAAUUUCUAGCGUAGGUGCAAUUCCGGAAGAGCAACAAGAUUGGCAUAUUGGCGCACCAGAAACUUAUAUCCAGGUAUACAUUCUUCUCAGGGAUUGGAUUGAUGGAACUCUAGAUCUCUACAAGCCUAAACUCCAAAAGACGCUUUAUCCAGUGUUUGUUCAUUCAUAUCUAGACUUAUUACAAAAAAAAGAAAAAGAUAUGGCGGCAUUCUUUUUUGACUCUUUUCGUGGAGAGCAUGAAGUUCUUCAUGGCCAUGACAUUCGUUUACUUGAUGAACUAAAGACAAACUCUGAUGCAGACGAAAGCGAAAUUUCACAGCUGUACAGAAAGAAUAAAUAUAGAAUAAAUCUAACGAAAGCAACGUUUGACUUACUGGUUCAAUUUCUUUUUGACAAUGAAGCUAAUGGAAGUGGAAUUAUAAUUCGUCUUCUAAAUCAGUACAUUGAUAUUAAAAUAAUAUACGCUAAAGCAAAUGAACCAUCAAAACCGGAUGUUCAAACUAUGCUUGAACUAAAUGCUGAUAACAAAAAUUUAGAUGUUGAAGAGCAACCAGAAGGAAUACCUGGACAUUCAGAACAACUGUUUGAUUACAACAAGCAAGAUAUAUAUCUCGGGAAGAGAAAAAUACCUGAAGAAGUGCUUCCUGAAAUCAAAGCAGUACUGGAAGAACGGGAUAAAGGUCUUCAGGAGAAGCCGUUUCUUGCUUCAACACAUCCGACAUUGACGCUAAAAGAAUUGUUUGAAAAAGAACAGGAGAGUAUUGAUGAAAACGCCGAUAGUGUACCACCUGAUUUACCUUUGCCCUCUUUGCGUAUGAAAGACAUAGAAGCGUAUAUUUCUUCCCUGGAUAAUCGGCGUAACUCGCUGCGUUUGGGAAGAGAUGGUACCCCGCCAAGUGUUUUCAUGUAUACUAUGCACAAUACCUAUUCGUCUCUGAACUGUGCUAAAUUUUCUCCUGAUGCUUCGAUGUUUGCAACAGGGUAUGCGGAUUCCUCGGUUCAAUUACAGAUUUCAAAAAAUUCCGGUCCUCAGGCUCUAGUGGGUAAUCAAAACGAACCUUUGGAUACAAUUAAACUUAUAGGACAUACGAGACCAGUAUUUGGGGUUAGUAUUUCUCCUGAUAAUGAAUAUAUUCUCUCAUGUUCAGAAGAUGGGUUCAAUCGUCUUUGGAGUAAAGAAACUCAAAGUACUCUUGUCAAGUACGCAGGACAUAAUGCACCUGUAUGGGACGUUUGUUUUUCUCCAUAUGGUUAUUACUUUGCUAGUGCUUCUCAUGACCAAACUGUUCGUCUGUGGAGUAUCGAGCACACUGCCCCUCUCCGAGUUUUCGUCGGUCAUCAAAACGACGUUGAUUGCCUCUCCUUUCAUGAAAAUGCGAACUAUAUAGCCACUGGAUCAAGCGAUCAUACUUGCAGAUUUUGGGAUAUACGUACUGGUAACACUGUACGAGUUUUCACAGGACAAAAUUCUUCUGUGUCAUCAAUAGCCUUAUCACCUGAUGGAUUGUUAAUGGCAUCUGCAGAUGAUACUGGAUUCGUUCAUUUAUGGGAUUUACGGACUGGUUCCAAACUAGAGGUUUUUGAAAAACACCAGAAUCCAGUCUACUCUCUUGCAUUUUCUUACGAUAAUAAGACUUUGGCAACUGGAGGCGCUGAUACUGAUAUCAAUGUUUGGGAUAUUAAAGGCUUAAAUGGUAAGGCGGAAUCUGCUGAAGACAAUUUAUUGUAUAAUUUUAAAACGAAAGAAACGAUUGUUUAUGAUUUACAAUUUACUGAGAGGAAUUACUGCUUGGGGUUAAGUGCUACCUAAUUAGUUGUCUACUGUCUUUUUUUCCUUUUCAUAGAAAGGCUGAAACGUGUACAUAAUAGGAAUUCAUGAAGCUAUAUUUAUCCUCCAAAUCAACAAAGGCAUUUCUGCUUUAAUGAAUAUGUUAUUUUCCAUAUAAAGAAAAACACUUCCUACAAAGAUGACUAUCGAAAAAUUUCAUAAACAGCCUUCUCGGUAUGAAAUAAAUUUGUAUUUAUACAUGGCCGUAAAGAAUUUGACAUGCUACUUUAAAUGCAAGUAGCACACCUUUGAAUAUUUAGUCGCUAUAUUAAGUGAAUCAAUGAGAAGAUAUCGAAAACUACGAAGUUUUAAUAGAAUCUUCAAGCAUAACUGAUUGUCGUAAGGAAUUUGUUUUUCUUUUUUGAACGGAUGGAUUAUUAUUUACUACUAAAAUAGUUUGUAUGACACUUAACAAUAUGUAUUCUUUAAAAUCAUAAUCUUCAGAGACAUCUUUAAUAUAUUAGUAUUCCAUAAUAUACUAUGAUCUGAAGUUUAUGUCACAGUACCGUUUUCAUUUCUUGGCUACGUGUCUUGGAUUCUUUCG
Molecule: messenger RNA, 2803 nt
Organism: Schizosaccharomyces octosporus yFS286
Lineage: Eukaryota; Fungi; Ascomycota; Schizosaccharomycetes; Schizosaccharomycetales; Schizosaccharomycetaceae
Product: transcription factor TFIID complex subunit Taf5- like
Exons: 3
Coding region: 316-2241 (641 amino acids)
Biological process (GO): transcription initiation at RNA polymerase II promoter
Cellular component (GO): transcription factor TFIID complex
Molecular function (GO): protein binding; RNA polymerase II general transcription initiation factor activity
Source: RefSeq, a predicted model, not a curated record